Messenger RNA from Neoarius graeffei (lesser salmon catfish), 3385 nucleotides. RefSeq names its product SWI/SNF-related, matrix-associated actin-dependent regulator of chromatin, subfamily a, containing DEAD/H box 1 a (gene smarcad1a). Gene Ontology annotation, molecular function: chromatin binding; ATP binding; DNA binding. The coding region runs from base 211 to 3117 and encodes 968 amino acids. The record is from RefSeq and is a predicted model, not a curated record. The transcript is spliced from 23 exons. Gene Ontology annotation, cellular component: nucleus. Lineage: Eukaryota; Metazoa; Chordata; Actinopteri; Siluriformes; Ariidae.
UAAUUGCACCGAUACAGCCGGGUAUUUAGUUUUGUCACUCGUUUGUGAUAUGGAUAAGGCAUUCGUGACAUCUUUUCUACUUGAUUAAAAAUCUUGAAGUGCUUCCUACGGACGCCAGAGUGGUGUUAUUUACCCGAAACAUAAACCUGUGUUCAGGCUUUACCAGCCGUUUAGCUCACUAGUCGCUCAAAAUCUCUACUGUAUAUAGCGAUGAGUUUGUUUAACCUUGAAAGGUUCCGUUAUCAAAAAGACAAGACGGUUGAAAAUGGCUCGUCGUCGGUCAGUUCACCCAAACAAGAGCAGCGCAGACUGGUGAAUAACUGUAGCUCGGAUAAAGAGAAUUCCCCGGAAGCCCGGGUGAAACCCGAUGACAGACGAGGAAGAGGGAAAACGCCACGCCAUGCACUGGAGGAUGUGUCCUCUGAUGAUGAAGCCUCUAAGGCAAGGAAUGGCACAGAGUGUGAAAAGCAGACAAAUCUCGAGAUGGAAGAUAAACUGACCACGCUUCUGGAAAUGUUCCCUCAGAGGAGUAGAAGUGAAUUGCUGGAGGUGGUGGAGAGUACCAGCACGCUGGAGGGAGCUGUAGCAUAUUGUUUGGUGACCUACAAAGAUAAAGAUUUAUCCAAGACUAAAGGCGGAGUAACAAAUGAUGCUGAGAUGCAACCAAAGAAACGGAGGAAAAUCAUGGACCCAGAGUCUGCAGAGAACCACGAGCCGAGCAGAGAAAAGCAAGAUGCUUUGGUGCACAAACUAAAAAAGAAAUUUCCCAAAAUGGAUAAAGUGGGACUGAGAGAAGUUCUGAAAGAUCAUGAGUGGGAUUUUGAAAAUGCCUUGGGAUCAUUGCUCAUGUUUUCAUCAGACUCGGACUGUAACCCAGAAGAGAUCGAGAAGACAUCAAAACCAUCAAAGAGCAGCCAAGAGAGCAGUGGUGAUGGGAAGCAAAACCCAAAUUCUUCUAGUCUCAUAAGAUGGCUAUCAGCUACAUCAAGUAAAUCAUCUUCAAGACCACAGUCCAUUUCUAAUAGAUCAACUUCUAGAGGAAGCAAAACAGUCAGUCAUAAGCCUGAGAGAGCAAAAGCAGAGAAGUUAAAACCAGAACGAAACAAAGACUCUGACUCUGAACUUGAUAGUGAGGCUGAGGAUGUUUAUGAUGAAUUCGACAUGGACGGUGAAGAUGAUGGCUUUGAUCCCAGGGUCCAGGAGCAGAUAUUGCAAUUUUUCCAGGAUGCUUCAGUGGAUGAAAUGACUUUAAUAUCUGGGUGCUCAUUGAAAAGAGCCCAGAAGAUUAUUUCACUGAGACCAUUUAACACGUGGAAAGAUGUGAGUGAGCAGUUUGAUAAAGAUAAUGGCUUGUCUAUGGAUUUGGUGUAUGGCUGUAAGAGGGUGCUGAAGGAAAGGCAAGUAGUGAAGCAGCUCAUGAACAAGUGUGAGAGCAUAGCCAGGAAGAUGACCAGAGACAUAACCCAGGUCAUAGAAAACGGCAUGGGCUCCACGAAACAGCCAACCACCCUCAAUAGCAAGUUGAAAUUACAGCCGUAUCAGCUGAUAGGCUUGAAGUGGCUUAUUCUGUUACACCAGCACAAUCUCAGUGGGAUCCUGGCUGAUGAGAUGGGCUUAGGAAAGACCAUUCAGACCAUUUCUUUUUUGGCUCAUCUUUAUCAGAAUGGGAUUAAAGGUCCUCACCUCAUCACUGUACCUUCUUCCACACUGGAUAACUGGUUAAGGGAGCUAAAGCUGUGGUGUCCCAGCCUGAAGGUGAUUGUUUAUUAUGGCUCUGUAGAGGACCGUAAAUACCUCCGCUGUGAUAUUCUCAACAACCAAGUGAAAUUCAAUGUUAUAUUGUCUACAUAUAACUUAACAAUAGGGAAUGAAAGUGACCGCAGUCUUUUCCGCAAGUUGAAGUUGCAGUAUGCCGUGUUUGAUGAGGGUCACAUGUUGAAGAACAUGAACUCACUACGCUACCGCCAUCUCAUGGCCAUUAAUGCUAAAUGGAGGUUGUUACUCACUGGAACACCUUUACAAAACAACCUGCUGGAACUCAUAUCUCUGCUUAACUUCAUUAUGCCCUCCAUGUUCUCCAGCAGCACUUCACAGAUUUCCAAGAUGUUCUCCACGAAAUCAUCAGAAGAGGAAAGUACUUUCCAUAAAGAGAGAAUUGCACAAGCCAAGCUCAUCAUGAAGCCCUUCAUCUUGAGACGAGUCAAGAGUGAGGUGCUGAAAGAACUGCCACCCAAGGUGGAGAAAAUCGAAAUGUGUCCCAUGAGUGAUGCUCAGCAGCGACUGUAUGACAGCCUCUUCAGUAGGCUCAAGAACCAUGUUAAUGGAGAGAAGCGAGAGCUUAGUAAUGUGAUGAUGCAGUUAAGAAAAAUGGCCAAUCAUCCACUGUUGCACCGGCAGUACUAUACCACGGAGAAACUUGCAGCCAUGAGCCGAGCCAUGCUGAAGGAACCAACACAUUUUGAUGCAGACCCUGCACUGAUCCAGGAAGACAUGGAGGUGAUGUCAGACUUUGAGCUGCAUAACCUUUGCAAGGAAUAUAGCUCCAUCUCCAGGUUUCAACUGGAAAAAAAGCUCCUUCUGGAUUCUGGAAAGAUUUCCCUGCUCACCAAAUUAUUAGCAAAGCUCAAAGAGAAGGGUGACAGGGUGGUGCUCUUUAGCCAGUUCACCAUGAUGUUGGACAUUAUGGAGCUUCUGCUGAAACACCUUGGUCACCAGUAUGUUCGGCUGGACGGCUCCACACCUAUGGCAGAAAGAAUUGACCUCAUAGAUAAAUACAACACAGACCAUGAAAUAUUUGUCUUCCUUCUGUCAACUCGUGCUGGUGGCCAAGGGAUCAACCUCGCCUCUGCUAAUGUAGUGAUUCUUCAUGAUAUUGACUGCAAUCCUUUCAAUGAUAAACAAGCAGAGGACCGCUGUCAUCGAAUGGGGCAGAGCAGGACUGUGCAGGUUAUAAAACUGAUUAGUAAAGAUUCCAUAGAGGCCUGCAUGCUUCGUGUUGGGCAGGAGAAACUCAAACUUGAACAAGACAUGACAACUGAUGAAGGUGAAGAGGGAGCCGUGUCAGAGGAUGUGGCUGAGCUGUUAAAAGUAUCCCUAGGCCUUUUGACAUACAAGUGAUUAGCUGUGCUGCAUGUGUCUAUGCCAAAUGGUUGACCCAAUAAAUACACUGACCUUUUUUUGUUUGUUUUUGUUUGGGGUUUUUUUGUUUGGUUUUUUUUAAGAAUAUUGUUCUGUUUCAUAUCCUCAUUUUGGCUCAGGUUGAAAGUAUGGCACUGCCUACUUGAAUCCAACUUCAGGUUUAAGAUUGUGAGAUUUAUGCCAGUAGCUUACGAGUUUUUUUUGGUAUAUUGUAGUUGUCUGUGUUGCAUUAUACAUUGCACAUGUU